Messenger RNA from Ricinus communis (castor bean), 2330 nucleotides. Its product is annotated as beta-glucosidase BoGH3B. Lineage: Eukaryota; Viridiplantae; Streptophyta; Magnoliopsida; Malpighiales; Euphorbiaceae. The record is from RefSeq and is a predicted model, not a curated record. Gene Ontology annotation, biological process: glucan catabolic process. Gene Ontology annotation, molecular function: beta-glucosidase activity. The transcript is spliced from 9 exons. The coding region runs from base 178 to 2055 and encodes 625 amino acids.
ACUUAUCCAAAAUUCUCUCCUAUUUCUAGCACAAGUAUUAGCAGAUACGGCUUACUCUAUCCUUCCUCCACUACUAUAUAUACUUAACUUCCCAAGGUGCUUUUGCAUCAUAUGUAACCCUUUAAUCUUUAUUAAUCACUGCUUAUCUUUUCAAUAAGCUCUUCCAAAGGCAAGAAGAUGGCCAGAAUCUCUAUCCCUUUACUGGGAUUGUUUCUAGUAUUAUGCUGUUUUGCUGCAGCAGAUGCAGAGUACUUGAAAUAUAAAGAUCCAAGUCAGCCAUUGAAUGUUCGUAUAAGGGAUGUGAUGAAGAGGAUGACACUCGCAGAGAAGAUAGGUCAAAUGGUGCAAUUAGACCGAUCUGUUGUAACUCCUGAAAUAAUGAGGGAUUACUCCAUUGGUAGUAUACUAAGUGGUGGAGGGAGUGUGCCAAAGGAACAGGCCACUCCACAAGAGUGGAUUGAUAUGGUUAAUAGUUUUCAAAAUGGUUCUCUUUCUAGCCGUCUUGGUAUUCCUAUGAUAUAUGGUAUUGAUGCCGUUCAUGGCCACAACAACGUCUACAAGGCCACACUAUUUCCACAUAAUGUGGGUCUUGGAGCCACAAGGGAUCCUGAACUGGUGAAGAGAAUUGGUGCUGCAACUGCUCUUGAAGUUAGAGCUACUGGCAUUAAUUAUGUCUUCGCUCCAUGCAUUGCGGUUUGCAGAGAUCCAAGAUGGGGUAGGUGCUUUGAGAGCUACAGUGAGAACCCCAGCGUAGUUAAGUCAAUGACAGAGAUUAUACCUGGACUACAAGGCGAUUCUCCGAAUAAGGGUGUUCCUUAUGUGGGUGGAAAUGAUAAAGUGGCGGCCUGCGCAAAGCACUUUGUUGGCGAUGGAGGCACGACUAAAGGCAUCAAUGAGAACAAUACUGUGAUUGAUUACCAUGGAUUGCUAAGCAUUCACAUGCCAGGUUAUUUGCAUUCUGUUAUCAAAGGUGUUUCGACAGUCAUGGUUUCCUACUCAAGCUGGAACGGAAUAAAGAUGCAUGCUAAUCGUGACCUUGUCACAGGGUUUCUCAAGGAAACCCUUAACUUCAGGGGAUUUGUCAUAUCAGAUUGGCAGGGUAUAGAUAGGAUUACUUCACCUGCUCAUGCAAACUAUUCAUACUCAGUUCUGAAAGGAGUUUCAGCAGGAAUCGACAUGGUCAUGGUUCCGUUCAAUCACACUGACUUCAUAGAUAUCCUGACCGGCUUUGUCAAGAACAAUGUCAUUCCCAUGAGUCGUAUUAAUGAUGCUGUUAGAAGGAUUUUGAGAGUGAAAUUCGCUAUGGGUCUAUUUGAGAAUUCCUUGGCUGAUCAGAGCUUUGUACACCAUCUUGGAAGCCAGGCUCAUAGAGAUUUAGCAAGGGAAGCUGUAAGGAAGUCACUUGUCCUUUUAAAGAAUGGACAGAAUGCGGAUACUCCAUUGCUACCUCUCUCCAAAAAAGCAGGCAGGAUUCUGGUAGCCGGAACACAUGCCAACAAUUUGGGUUAUCAAUGUGGUGGUUGGACUCUCACUUGGCAGGGACUUGGCGGCAACAACAACACCGUUGGAACCACAAUUUUGAAUGCCAUAUCAACUGCUGUUGAUACCAGCACAGAGAUCGUCUACAGCGAAGACCCUGAUGCUGAUUUUGUCAAGGCGAACAAUUUCUCCUACGCCAUUGUUGUUGUGGGUGAACUCCCUUACGCUGAGACCUUCGGUGACAGGUUGAACCUGACCAUUGCUGAACCAGGCCCUACCGUGAUUACCAACGUCUGCGGCAGCGUGAAGUGCGUUGUGGUUGUAGUUUCGGGGCGGCCUCUAGUGAUCGAGCCUCACAUUUCUCCAAUUGAUGCCCUUGUUGCUGCAUGGCUGCCAGGAAGUGAAGGCCAAGGAGUUGCUGAUGUGCUUUUCGGAGAUUAUGGAUUUACGGGGAAGCUGCCUCGCACUUGGUUUAAGUAUGUAGAUCAACUUCCAAUGAACGUUGGCGAUGCUCAUUAUGAUCCUCUCUUCCCCUAUGGCUUUGGCCUCACAACAGAACCUACAAAACAAAACUAGAAGGGAGAAAAAAAGAAAAAAAACUAACUUGCCAAGCUCAAGUAGUGUUACAUAGAAUUUCUUUUUCCUUAGCUCUCGGAGAUAGAAAUAUGCCAUAAACUUUUCUGAGUAUGAAUUUUUCUUAGAUUUUCGUAAUAGGAAGUUUGGAUUGUUAGGGAUUUUGAUUCUUAUUUAUUUCUUUAUCUUUCUUUUCCGGUUCCAAUCUAAUUAUGAGAUUAGAAAUAAUGGUGUUAUUGCUGUCUAUAUAAAAUUGUUUUUAAAGUCUUACGUAUUAA